GACGAUAUCAUUAUGCAAAGUUACCGGAUCUGUGUUAUAUAUUAUGUACGGUGUGCCUGUCAUCAUUCUUCACUUGUGUCUAGCGUCGAAAUGUGUUUACAGUCGGUCCCCUCAUACGAGGCUGCGAUGUUAUGAUAUUACGGGAGAGAUAAAUGACACACACCAUCAGAGAUUGUGCAGGAAUCCUUGGAGGUGACCGAAUUCAGACCUUACGGUUACUGUGAUUGGCUGAUAGGAAAGCCACAGGGAGCGUUCCAUUGGUCGGCAUACUUGUGUAGGUAGUCACAUCAAAGCUAUCAGAACCUGGGAGAUAAUCGACGUUAGUACAUAACUUAGGGUAAGUCUAAUCUUUCGUGGAAAACAACUUUCGUCCCUCCAUUCAAGCUUAGUUAUGCAUUGGUUUGUCUUCACGGCUUAAAAGAUGUACUAAACAUUUCCCUUCCUUCAUCUUCCUGUUGGAUAGAAGCUAGUGCAAUACCAAGGAAUAAUGGUGGAUUGUAGCAAGAAGCGGGUUGCUAUUAUAGCAGUAGUUGUGAUCGUUUUAGCUGCUAUUAUAACACCCAUAGCUUAUUUUGUGACAAAAGAGGACAAACGCAAGAAGGUUGAUACGCCUGCUGUCGUUCCUCCUGUAGCACAUGCGCCUCGUCGACUGGCGGACAGGAUCAACUGCAUCCCAGAGAGUGAUGGAAACGUUGUAACGAUAACACAAGACCUGUGCGAAAGUAGAUACUGCGAUUUUAUUCCUGCAACCACAGCAUGGAAUGCUGCUUGUGUGUUUCCAGCUCGGAAGGAGUACGGAUUUUCUGUUAAUGGAAGUGUACAAAUCACUAUAAUGGGAUGGAAGGUCUAUCUCAAGCAGAAAGGGAUGCAUGCAUUCAACAGCACACCAUUUCGAAGACCGUACUUUGAGGUUCAGAUGCCUGACGAAAAUCUCAUUCGAUUCAAGUUUGAUGAUGAAAACGGCAACAGAUUUCACGUCCCAUUCAAUCUAGAAAUUCCAGAUAAACAACCAAGCAAGAUGGCUUACGAACUGAAGAUUACAGACAAAGAAAACUUCGCCUUCCAAAUUACCCGGAAGUCAUCAGGAGCUGUUUUGUUCAACACGUCUAUCGGAGGCCUGACUUUAACGAACCAGUUCCUACAGCUUUCUACAACAUUGCCCUCGGAAAAUGUGUACGGAUUUGGAGAAAACAUUCACGAGUCUUUUCGUCACGAUCUCAACUAUCGCUCAUGGCCAAUGUUCUCGCGGGACCAGCCCCCUUUCCACAAGAAAAAAUCAAACCUGUACGGUGUACAUCCAUUCUACACGUGCGUGGAGGCGGACGGCAACACUCAUGGGGUUCUACUUCUCAACAGCAACGCACAAGAUUACUCGUUUACACCCCUACCAACGUUGACCUACAGGACGAUAGGGGGCAUACUAGACUUCUACAUGUUUCUUGGACCCUCCCCAGAGAAUGUUGUCCAGCAGUACACACAGGCGAUUGGGAGACCUUUUAUGCCGCCAUAUUGGUCAUUAGGAUUCCAGCUCUGUCGCUAUGGUUACAAUAGUUUAGAGAAUAUGAUAGCUGCCGUCAACAGAACACGGGAUUAUGGGAUUCCUCAUGAUGUACAAUACGCCGAUAUUGACCACAUGAAUAACUCCAAGGAUUUCACCGUCAACAACGUGGAUUUCGCCGGUUUGAAUGAUUCAUUCACUGCUCUCAGAAAUGGGGGAAUGCGGACGGUUAUCAUGUUGGACCCGUGUUUUGUCAGUAAUGUGAGCGGCUACGAACCAUAUGAUCGUCUUAGUCAGAUCAGAGGAGGAGUGAUGUGGCAUGGUGGAGUGGAGAACGAUACCAAAGACGUCACUGGAGCGAUCCUUGGUUACGUAUGGCCGAACGGAAAAGUUGUGUUUCCAGACUUUUUCAAGAAUUCAACUCGUCAGCUUUGGAAAUCUCUUGUGAAAGAACAUAGGAAACGAUUGAUCUUCGACGGCUUGUGGAUUGAUAUGAACGAACCAGCAAAUUUUGGUACGAAUCAGGAUAGGCCGUUCAACUGGAACGAAAACGUCAAGCCGCACUGGUCACUGAAAUGUCCCCGGAGUCAAUACGAUGAUCCACCAUAUCGAACAAUGGCUGCAUACGUCCACGACGGAGACGACUAUAAGGACGCUGCCGCCCGUUUGUCAAAUAAGACACUGUGUAUGGUGGCUACACAGGGUGAUACUGACGACUUACUACAUUACAAUGUUCACAGUCUGUUCGGGUGGAGGCAGUCCCCACCCACAAUCAGUGCGUUGCGGGAAGCCAGUGGUGAGCGUAGCAUGGUACUGUCGCGGAAUACAUUCCCAGGAAGUGGCAAGUAUGUGGGACAUUGGCUAGGGGACAAUGACAGCGCAUGGCCGGGUUUGGCAUCAUCCAUCAUCGGCAUGCUGGAGUUCAAUUUGUUUGGGAUUCCAUACAUUGGAGCAGACAUAUGCGGCUUCUUUGGUGACACUACGGUAGAGUUAUGUAAACGAUGGAUGCAGCUUGGAGCGUUUUACCCUUUCUCCAGGAACCACAACACAAUCGAUUCUACUGUAGAACAGGAUCCGGGCGCAUUAGGAGUGGAGGUCGCAACGGCAGCACGUGAAGCCCUAGAGACACGUUACUGGCUCCUUCCCUACUUGUACACAUUGUUCCACAACGCGCACGUACAUGGAAGCACAGUAGUCAGACCUGUACAUCACGAGUUUCCAAUGGAUGACGUAGCUCUUGGAAUUGACCGGCAAUUCUUGUGGGGGAAGUCUCUCCUCAUCUCACCUAUAUUAGAACAGGGACAGACGGAACUGACGUAUUAUGUACCGGAAGGCCGAUGGUACGACUUUUACAAGCCAGGGAUCUUUGUGGAAGGACCACAUUUGAACAAAGUAGCAGUUGACUCCAAUUCACCAAUAUCUCUUCACGUUCGUGGUGGAAGUAUUCUCCCCAUGCAGGAACCAGCACGAAACACCACAUACAGUCGACUGAAUGCGAUGAAGUUACUGGUUGCUCUAGACAGACCCGACGAGGAAGGAGGAUCAGCCACUGGUGAACUGUUCUGGGACGACGGAGCUUCCAUCGAUACAUAUGAAAACGGAAACUACACAUUGACGCAGUUCCGUGCUGAAAAUCAAACUUUGUCGAUGUACAUAUCUGAGGGACAACGAGAGUGGGCUAAUAGCCUGGUACUGGACACUGUCCAAGUCUUUGGCGUGACUACUCAUGUGCACAACAUCCUUAUACAAACCUCCAACAAAUACCACUCCAACUUUACGUACGACGCCACACAAAAGGUUCUGGAUAUAAGGAAUCUGAAGCUGCCGCUAAACACUGAUUUUAAGUUAACUUGGCAUGAUGGUACUAAUAGGAUUGACUGCUAUCCGGAACGUCUCGGAGGUCAACUUGAAGCUACCGAAGAAAGGUGUUCCAAACGUAAAUGUUUGUUCCAUCCAACGGACUCCGACGCGCCUGAUUGCUACUUUCCACCAGAUUAUGGCUAUACUGCUGGAGAUGAAAUGCAAACAGCAACAGGCUGGACAGUCAACUUAACGUGGAAGGGAAAGGCGCCAUUUCCUAAUCCUAUCAGUAAAGUUACUUUUGCUGUGGAAAUGUUAGAUAACGCCAUAUUGAGAUUUAAGCUAUAUGAUCCAUCAAACUCCCGUUACGAAGUUCCAAUGAAAAUGAAUAUCCCUACUCCCGUUAGACGCCCUGCAGAUCCUCGCUACGACAUCAUCAUGACCAGUAAAAAUCCUUUUCAUUUCCAAGUGAAAAGAAAAAGCACAGGAACAAUUUUGUGGGACACGAGCGUAGGGGGUCUGACGUUUGAGGACCAGUUUCUUCAGAUCGCAUCUCGGCUUCCCUCUAGGAACGUGUAUGGAUUCGGAGAGAAUGUGCACACGACCCUUAAGCACGACUUGGACUGGACUAUGUGGCCGAUGUUUGCUAGGGACCAACCUCCAGGAUCGGGCAAAAAUCCCCGGGAUGCAAAGAAUCUGUAUGGUGUUCACCCUUUCUACACCUGUAUGGAGGAGGACGGACAUUCGCACGGAGUCCUGCUUCUCAACAGUAACUCACAAGACUACGCCUUUACCCCCUUACCGAUGCUGAUCUACAGGACAAUUGGUGGAAUAUUGGACUUCUAUAUGUUUCUAGGACCUGAGCCCGAAAACGUCAUUCAACAAUACACAGGGGCAAUCGGUAGACCGAUGAUGCCACCGUAUUGGGCCCUUGGUUUUCAAUUGUGUCGCUAUGGUUACAACAAUAUAUCAAAUCUACAAGCGGCUGUAGAAAGGACCGUGUCUGCGAAGAUUCCAUUUGAUGUACAAUAUGGCGAUAUAGAUCAUAUGGAAGAAAGAAAGGACUUCACGAUUGACCGAGGAAACUUCAGUGGAUUGAAGGAGUAUUUCAACGAACUUCGCGAUAACGGCAUGCGGACGAUUAUCAUCCUGGAUCCUUGUCUCUUGGCUGAUAAGACAUAUGCACCAUACCAGAAAAUGAGCGAACAAGACGGACUCAUCAAAUGGCCCAUGUCUUAUACCGUACCAAAUGGCAGCUCAGACGAAAAUGGAGCACUUCUUGGCUAUGUGUGGCCCAGUGGAAAGGUGGUUUUCCCUGACUUCUUUAAAAACAGCACCCGGGACGUAUGGAUAGGUCUUAUUACAAAUCACUCAACGGAGAUUUCUUUCGAUGGUUUAUGGAUAGAUAUGAACGAACCAGCAAACUUUGGUACCAACGAGGAGCGUCCUUGGAAUUGGCCAGCCAAUACUACUGCUUGGAGUUUAAAAUGUAAAGUCGGUGACACAUAUGAGGAUCCCCCAUAUAGAUCCAUGGCGGCUUUUCAAUCUGACGACGGUAACAGACUUCAUCGAAUAUCGGAGAAGACGAUUUGUAUGGUUGCUAGGCAAGGCAAAGAUAACAGCUACCUUCAUUACGAUGUACAUAGUUUGUACGGCUGGAGUCAAUCUAAGCCAACACUAGACGGUCUCCAGAUGGCACAAAGCGGCAAGCGGGGUCUUGUUAUUUCUAGGUCGACCUUUCCAGGCAGUGGACAGUAUGCGGGACACUGGCUAGGCGAUAACUCGGCAGAUUGGGAUCAUUUGAGAUUAUCCAUAAUCGGUAUCCUAGAGUUUAAUUUGUUUGGCAUACCAUAUAUUGGUGCAGACAUAUGUGGCUUCUUUGGGGAACCUUCUGCUGAGCUUUGCAAGAGAUGGAUGCAACUAGGUGCUUUCUAUACUUUCAGCCGAAACCACAAUACUUUAGGACAGCCAGAUCAAGAUCCUGCUGUAUUUAGCGAAAGCGUCACUAAAGCCUCUCGCGAAGCAAUGGAGACAAGAUAUUGGCUUCUUCCGUACCUUUAUACGCUUUUUCACCAUACGCAUAUACGGGGAAACACAGUUAUCCGACCCCUCCAUCACGAGUUUCCAACAGACAGUGCAACCUACGGUAUAGACAGGCAGUUUCUAUGGGGACCUGCCCUGUUAAUAUCGCCUAUUUUAGAGGAAGGACUGACGGAAGUCAGAGUCUAUUUACCACAUGGGACGUGGUACGACUUCUACACGGGAGCAACAUUUGAAGGAAAACAACACAUUACUGUUGAGGUUAAUCAAGACUCGAAGAUUCCACUGCAUACUCGAGGAGGGUAUGUGAUUCCAAUGCAGGCUCCUGCCAAUACUACAGUAUACAGUAGAAAAAACGCGUUCUCAAUUACAGUUGCAUUAGCCUCUGAUGGUAAACGAACCUCGGCUGAAGGAGACAUCUAUUUUGACGACGGCGAAUCAAUUGAUUCAUACGAAAGCGGAAACUAUGGUACCGCCAAAUUCAUUGCUUCGGAGAGGGGAUUGAAAAUGCGGGUCGGACACACUUACUCAUCGACAGAGGAGGCUUUCAUUAUUGGAGAAAUCUGUGUACUUGGUAUCAGAGAAAACAUCACUAUGGUGUAUAUCAACAGCAGCUUACAACAUCUAGAUAUUCAUCACUACAAGACAAACAAUACUCUCGUCAUUUCAAACCUAUCUCUCAGCUUGACUGAGGAGUUUUAUAUCGAAUGGCUUACUGAACGUAAACUAGAAAGAGAUGAAUUGGAAAGAAUCAACUGUUACCCAGACAUGGAUGACACAUUUUCUACUAAAAAUAAGGAAGAGUGUCGCCUCCGAGGCUGCAUCUGGCAAGAUGCCUCCCACAAGAACAUUCCACCCUGUCACAUCAACAAGACCCAACAUGGAUACUUCCAAAGCAAACUGGAAGUUUUAAGUAACUAUUUUGAUGGCAUAGUACUGGAAUGGAAAAACCAGACGCAGUUUUUCGGAGGCAAUAUACCUUAUGUAGAACUUCAGGUGCAUAACAUAUCUGAAAACAUUCUGAGAUUGAAGUACAUGGAUUUAGCAUAUCGUAGGUAUGAAGUUCCCGUUCAGCUAAAUACUACAAUAUCAAGACAAAAACAAGACAACGAUUACCGGGUGGAGUUCAGUGAGAACAGUCACGGAUCAUUUUUCGUAAGAGUGAUACGACAGAGCACUAACACGACGAUUUGGGAUACAUCUCUAGGAGGAUUUACUUUCGCCGAACAGUUUUUGCAGAUGGUUGUUAAGUUACCAUCAAAAAACAUGUAUGGGUUUGGUGAAAACAGACAUUUUUCGUUCCAACAUGACUUCGAAUUUAAACGUUGGCCUAUGUUUUCCCGUGACAAUGGCGUGAAUUGGGGAGACUUUGCAAAUCUCUACGGCGUACAUCCAUUUUACUUAAAUAUUGAAGAUUUCAGUGGAAAUUCUCAUGGUGUAUUGCUUCUAAACAGUAAUGCAAUGGAAAUAGAGCUAAACCCUUUGCCGUCUUUAACCUACAGAACAAUAGGAGGUAUUCUAGACUUUUAUAUAUUUCUAGGACCGACACCCGAGCAGGUUAUUCAGCAGUACACUAGUGUCAUUGGGCAUCCGUAUUUACCACCCUACUGGUCUCUUGGGUUUCAACUUUGUCGAUAUGGGUACAAUAGUCUCCAGGCCAUGAAAGAGGCCGUCGACAGAACGAAAUCAGCCGAUAUUCCACAAGAUGUUCAAUAUGCUGACAUAGACCACAUGGACGAGAGGAGAGACUUCACAGUAGACGAUGUUAAUUUUGGUGGCCUUCAAAAAUAUUUCAAGGAGUUACAAAACGAAGGCAUGCAUACCAUUAUCAUACUUGAUCCAGCACUGAUCACAAAUGUAACAGAUUAUCUCCCUUACAACGAAGGAGUCAAGAAAGACAUAUUCAUUAAGUGGCCCAAUGUAGAUUCGAGUCCAGAUUACCAGGAAUUCAAUCGGACGGACAUGCUUGGAUAUGUGUGGCCUCAAGGUAAAGUUGUGUUCCCGGACUUCCUGAACCCUGCUACAAGGGAUUAUUGGCGAGAUUUAAUUGUGAACCACCAUAAAAACCUAUCCUUCGACGGUUUGUGGAUAGACAUGAACGAACCGGCAAACUUUGGCACAAACGAGGAGCAUCCAUGGAAUUGGGACGAGAACAGUAAACCCUACUGGUCAUUGAAUUGUCCAACUUCCCGAUGGGAUGAUCCUCCAUAUAAACCGAAAGCAAUAUUCGGAUCUCGGCUGUCGGAUAAAACAUUGUGUAUGGUGGCAGUGCAGAACGAAGCAAGACACAUGCACUACGACGUUCACAGUUUGUAUGGCUGGAGUCAGACAGAACCCACCCUCCACGCCCUCAGGGAGGCCACCAGUGAGCGCGGAAUUGUCAUCUCGCGAUCCACGUAUCCGUCCAGUGGGCGUUAUGCUGGACAUUGGCUCGGCGACAAUGACAGCGCAUGGUCAGAUCUUCAUGACUCUGUAAUAGGCCUACUGGAGUUUAACCUCUUUGGUAUCCCAUACAUUGGAGCGGAUAUCUGUGGGUUUUUCAAAAAUUCUACAUCGGAGCUAUGUGAACGCUGGAUGCAACUUGGUGCAUUCUAUACCUUCUCAAGGAAUCACAACACUAUUAACACUGCACCGCAAGACCCGGCCUAUUUCGGUCCGGCUGUGGCAUCCUCGUCCCGAAAAGCGCUUAUAGUGCGUUACACGUUGUUGCCAUACCUUUACACGUUGUUUUACCACGUCCACGUACACGGGGGUACCGUCAUCAAGUCUCUAACACACAAUUUCCCGAAUGAUCAAACCACUUGGUCCGUCGACACACAGUUUAUGUGGGGAAAGGCAUUCAUGAUCGCUCCAGUUUUGCAACAAGGCAAGACGCAAGUCGACGUUUAUUUUCCCGUUGGUCGUUGGUUCGACUACUAUACAGGUCAGGAGGUGAAGAGUUCCUCUUCGUUCGAGGUUGUAUCAGCACCUCGUGACGUCAUUCCAUUGUUUGUGUAUGGAGGACAUAUACUGCCUACACAGCUUGCUGCAAACACUACAGUGUAUAGUAGGCGUAAUCCAAUGGGUUUGUUUGUAGUGUUAAAUGAAAAUGAAACGGCAAAAGGAGAUCUAUUUUGGGAUGACGGUAAAUCUAUUGACACUGUUGAAAAUCACGAAUACUUCCUCUUGUCUUUUUCGUUCAAAUCAAAUAAUCUUUCCAUGACAGUUGAUCAAAAACCAUUAAAUACCGAUGACUUUGCCAAUAAUCUGAUCAUCAAGAAUGUAACAAUUUACGGCAAAACCGUUUGGAAUUCCGUAAAAGUGAACAAUGCAUCGCAUGAUGAUUUUAUUAGUGAUACCCGUCUAAAUGUAUUCCGUGUCACAAACCUGAAUCUAGCAAUUAAGAAUGACUUUUUAAUUUCAUUUCUGUGAGAAAUUUGAAAGCAAACUAUUGCAUAGUUUUUGUAUCAUAGCAAAUACGAAUGUGUGAACGUCAUGUAUAGUUACAAUAAACAACUGUUCGAAGAACAUUAACAAUGUAUGAAACUGUUAAAUAAGUGAUAUUAAUUAAUGCUAAACGAGUAUAAUUGAUAUAAACAAUGGAUAGCACUUGUGAAUGAAUGAUGUACCAGAACGAUACACAACACUUAUCUAUAAUUUACGAACAUUAGCGAUACUUGUGGAUAAUUGAUUAAUAUACAAUAGUAAACAUGUGUUUAUUAGGUGUAUAUUAUGACGGUAUACAACUCUUCUUUACAUUUGAUGUAAAUGACUGUAUACUAAACUUGUUUAUAAUUGAUGUAAAUGACUGAACCCAACACUUUUAUAAUUGAUGUAAAUGACAGCAUACACUUCUAGUUCAUAAUUUAUGUAAAUGAUGGUAAGCAAGUCGGAACACAACAUUUGUCUAUCAUUGACGUAAAUAACAGUACACAGCAGUUGUGUUUACUUGACGUAACUGACGGUACAUAACACUUAUUUAGGACUUACACAACUAAAUCAGCCAACCAGUAAGUGUUUCGCACGACUGUGAUCCCUUGCUAAAACAAGUUCCGGUUAGAUACAGUGCCUCUGAGAAACUUAAAUGUGUAAUUGUUGACAUUCUUUUUUAUUUAAUGAAAUAUACAGAUAUUUAACUUUGGGAAAAUGUAUAGUUUAGCAGAUUUUGAUAUAAGUCAGGGGGUGUUCCCGUCCCGCUUCAUCGGUUUGGCUUGUAGCACUCUUAUAUGACAAUUAAUCUGCCAAAAAUGAUGCCAUUGUCAGGUAUGUAGCUAUGAAUAUAGACAGUUGUCACUAGUGUUAAACUUCAAAUAUUAAAGCUAUUAGCUCAAAAGCCAAGUAUUAUUAUAUAGUAAAUGAUUUAGUUGUGUGAAUCCAUUACAAUCUGUAUCUAUUUCAUAUAAAUGAUGGUACACAA
Messenger RNA from Mizuhopecten yessoensis (Yesso scallop), 9734 nucleotides. Its product is annotated as sucrase-isomaltase, intestinal-like. NCBI's taxonomy places the organism in Eukaryota, Metazoa, Mollusca, Bivalvia, Pectinida, Pectinidae. The transcript is spliced from 32 exons. Gene Ontology annotation, biological process: carbohydrate metabolic process. Gene Ontology annotation, molecular function: carbohydrate binding; alpha-1,4-glucosidase activity. The coding region runs from base 488 to 8749 and encodes 2753 amino acids. The record is from RefSeq and is a predicted model, not a curated record.